AUGAAAACACUUAACCCAUCUCCAAUCUAUUUCCACCAACAGGAAUGUAGAAUAUGCACAGAUGAAGGUUCCAGGGUCACUAUACCAAAGGGAGCUGGAUUGCCCAAUGUGGAUACCCUCCUAUACAUUGUGAAGGGAAAAGACAGUCUUUGUAACGUAACAAUUGCCGCCCAAGAGCUAUGUGCUCAGGAACAUACAGAAGACAGACCCGUGGCUGCAUUCAUCUCCAUAUGUCCGAAUUUGUUCAAAUAUCCCAGAAGAUUUCAGACAGAUGUUAUGGUACACGAAGUCUGUCACGCGCUGGGGGUGUCAAUAUAUCUGUACCCGUACCUACGAAAGGAAGAUGGGACGCCGCAAACUCCACGUGAUCCGGAAACCAACCUACCGAAUUUGGGAAUGUUCGGAAAAGACCUGUACUAUUCGGGUAAUUAUACUUCCGUCACGAAAAAUGAAUCAAGACUGACAGCUAGUGGUUACGUGAAUGAGAAUAUUUACCACUUUACACUACCUGAUGUGGUGACUGGGAGAACAUUAUGUUCACAAAUAAAGGAACACAACGCUGCUGUCAAGAGGAAUGACCCCCUGUCCUUGAUAUCCAUACACGAGGAUCAAGAAGGCCACAAAUUCAACCUGGAAAACGCGAAAAUUUUGGCAUACGGAGAUACGCGACGCGGAAGAGAAUUUCUGGAAGCAUGGUACUCUACGGCAGGUUCAAUCAACCGUCAACUCAAUAAAGUUCACAACGGAACUCGGAAGGACAAAGGUCACUCCAACACCUACCAGACUACGGUGGCGAGGGAUGCCAAGUUCAAAGGUCACGGGGAGAUUAUGGCCAUGAGUGUUGGUAAACCCCUGCACAUUUCCCACUUCUUGUUGGCCUUUUUGUAUAACACAGGCUGGUAUCACGUCAGUGAUGUCCAUGCAGCCGCACCUACUUGGGGAAAGUCUGCAGGUGAAGAGUUUCUGACAAAGUCUUGCUACGAAUACGUAAAACUCAAACGAAGCAAAAAUCAACCUCCAACCCCGUUCUGUGGCUGGGAAGAAGUAAAUGCGCCAGCCUGUCUGCCAGACCGCAGCGGUUAUGGGUUGUGUGACAUAGUUAAGAUGAGACCUUCUACGCCUUUGACACACACCGUCGAUCCACCAGAAACAAACGUUCACUACCGUAGUGACCACUUCGGCGGACCACGUGUACAGUUUAAUUACUGUCCAAUUAUUGAGAUGGAUAUAUUUAUGACUGAAUGGCAUAAUAAUAUUGCACUCGAAUCCUUUGGAGGGCAGUCAGUAUGCCUUGACCACGACCGCCAAGAUCCGUGGCGAUUUCACAGUGCGGACGGGUUGAUUGACCUUGAUAAUUAUGGUGCUUCAUGUCAUCAAGACAGUGCUGGGGCAUUAAAGGAAGAAAUGCUUGAAAAGUCUUUCAUAACCACUUCUCUGCUGUUUUAUGGAUGUACGUUUUCUACUUGUAACGUGCAACUAACACAAAAAUCGUGUCACAACCCCUCCAUUUCACUGCUACAGCACAAAUGCACACUAGGUAAAGGCUUGCAGCUCGUUUUUGGAAACACUACCUACGUUUGUCCAGUUGAGGGAGGAUCAAUCAAAAUUGACGUUACGACGGAGAAAGGCAAACUACAAGGGUCAGUGCACUGUCCGAUCUGUGGGACACUGUGUAAUGAAACUGUAUGCAACCCAUCAGCACACGGAGACCGGAUGGAAGAAAGUGUAUCCGUAACCCAAGAUGUUUUGCACGACAUUGAGGAACAAGUGCCCGCUGAACAUCACCCCGAAGAAGUAAAUUCGCAAAUUCCACUAACACACUUAUUACUGGAUGUAGUCCACGUCCCACCAAUACUGAAGACGGAAGGCGACACGUUGGGAGAACAGUUAAAUAUGGACAACAUCAAAGAGAAUGCCAUGGACACUGAUGAACACAAGGGGGGAUUGGCCAAACUCUUGCGUUUUAUAGGUUUCUCGCCUCACCAACAUACACGUACCCAGCUACGGGAUUCCGAACCAUCAGCCGCAACUCAUACAGAAGGUGAAUCACGUGCAGAGGUGGUCGGUCAGCAGAACGUCCUCCGAAAUACCACCGAAACUGAACAGGAUCAG
Opisthorchis viverrini is the source of this 2112-nucleotide messenger RNA. RefSeq lists its product as hypothetical. The annotation marks the transcript as partial. The transcript is spliced from 15 exons. Lineage: Eukaryota; Metazoa; Platyhelminthes; Trematoda; Opisthorchiida; Opisthorchiidae. The record is from RefSeq and is a predicted model, not a curated record. Gene Ontology annotation, cellular component: cytoplasm; membrane. Gene Ontology annotation, molecular function: metalloendopeptidase activity. Gene Ontology annotation, biological process: cell adhesion; proteolysis.